CUGACAUUUUUAGUCGCGCUCCGAGUCCAGAGCUGCCAUAACGUAACGCUUCGAUCCGAUUCCGAGUGCACCGCUGGCGGUGCGCCGUUUAGAAACAAUUGUGACUGUUGCUCCGAGUUGGGAAUCGGGAAAUGUUAGAAUUUACACACACUGCCCGUAACACAACACUGAUUCGAAAAACCCUGUUGCCUUACCGCCAACUGUUAACGAUUGUUACAACUGUGUUAGCACGCACACACCACACGCGUGUGUUUACGAGUGCCUUAAAAAGUGUUCCCCAAAAUAAGUGGUAGUACGAAGCAAAGUCCAUAAUUAUGGCCAGCAAAGGUCAGCAGGCGGAGGCCCAGCAAUUGUAUCCGCAGCCCACAAGAGUGGAACUGCUCACAGCCCAGACGGAAACCAACCAGAAACCACGAUGGGGCAAUCUCCUGCUGCUGGUGGCCCUGGCAACCACAUUUGGAGGUGCUGUGCCCACCGGCUAUUGCAUAGGCGUUAUCAACGCCCCCUCCAAGCUCAUGAAAGUUUGGUGCAAUCAGACAGUGCACGAGACCUACGGCAGUAACCUCAGUUCCGGCGGUCUGGAACUAUUGUGGUCGUGCAUCGUUUCUGUGUUCCUGGUCGGCGGCGCCAUCGGUUCGCUGGGCGGGGCUGGAGCGGCCAAUAAAUUCGGCAGAAAAGCAUGCUUCCUCAUCUGCGGAGGCAUGUUCACCGUAGGAGCGGUGCUGUUCUUCUUCUGUCGUGCCGCUGGUUCCGUGGAGAUGCUGAUAAUCGGAAGGUUUAUUGUGGGCCUGGCCUCUGGCCUUGUGACCGCCACCCUGCCGAUGUACCUUUCCGAGGUGGCUCCUCUGGCGCUGCGCGGCACACUGGGCGUUUUCUGCGCCGUAGGAGUAACGGGCGGCGUGGUCGUCGGCCAAGUCUUCAGUUUGGCCGAUAUCUUUGGCACCGAGGAUCUUUGGCACUAUGCGCUGACAGCCUACAUGAUUCUGAUCCUGGUGUGCUACCUGCCUUCUUACCUAUUGCCCGAGAGCCCCAAGUUCCUGUAUAUCGUCAAGGGAAAUCGUGCGGCAGCCAAACGGGAGCUUCAACGUCUGCGUGGCAAGGAUGCCGAUGAGCUCAUCGCUCAAGAGAUUGCCGAGAUGGAAGGGGAGAGCAAUGCCAAGGUUCAAAGCAGCAGCUUCUGCGAUGUACUGCGCGAUCCUCGUCUAACGUUGCCCCUGAUCAUUGUCUGUUGCUUCCAUGGUGGCCAGCAAUUGUCGGGCAUAAAUGCGAUAUUCUACUACUCGGUGAGCAUCUUUGAGAAGGCCGGACUUUCCACCGUGAAUGCCCAGUGGGCCAAUUUAGGCGCUGGCUGCCUGAAUCUGUGCGUAUCCCUUUUGGGUCCUUGGCUAAUGGCUUACUGCAAUAGGCGAACCCUCAUGAUGUUCUCCUGCGCCCUGUGCUCCGUCUUCUUGUUCACCAUCGCCUUCGUUUUGUUCUAUAUUGACCAAGUCAGCUGGUUUGCCAUUGCCUGUAUCGUCUGCAUCAUGGGCUACAUCUUCUUUUAUCAAUUUGGACUGGGUCCCAUUCCCUACUUCAUCGGCUCAGAAUUAUUUGAGGUGGCUCCGCGCUCAGUGGCCAUGUCGAUGGGCAGUCUUUCCUCGUGGACUUGCAAUUUCAUAAUUGGCAUCUCGUUCCCGCUCCUGCAGAACGCGUGGGACGCUUUCGUGUUCCUGCCCUUCUCCAUUACCUGUGUACUGCUCUUCCUGCUGACGAAAUUCUAUCUGCCUGAAACGCGGGGACGCGAUCCGUCCGAGGUGGCGCCACUCGUAUCGAAGGGCUUCCGCUCCAAGGUCAAAUGAGACCUCUCCCUGUGGACUCAUCUUACAAUUAGCCUUAAGUAGCCGGUGUUAUGUGGUGAUACGUUUUAACUCCGAUGGCAGAGUGGGCCACUCAUUGACUCGUCCUUUUCAUGUGCCUUUUGUAAAAGCCGACAAUAAACCGGAAUCCACAUUGUUCAGGGUCGAAUUGCUACAAUUAAUUGCAAUUGCCCGUUUAGUCUGUAAGCUCUUUUGUACAAACCAAUAAAUGCGUAAACGGA
Molecule: messenger RNA, 2077 nt
Organism: Drosophila rhopaloa
Lineage: Eukaryota; Metazoa; Arthropoda; Insecta; Diptera; Drosophilidae
Gene: sut1
Product: solute carrier family 2, facilitated glucose transporter member 1
Exons: 7
Coding region: 315-1838 (507 amino acids)
Biological process (GO): monosaccharide transmembrane transport
Cellular component (GO): membrane
Molecular function (GO): hexose transmembrane transporter activity
Source: RefSeq, a predicted model, not a curated record